Molecule: messenger RNA, 841 nt
Organism: Oryza sativa Japonica Group (Japanese rice)
Lineage: Eukaryota; Viridiplantae; Streptophyta; Magnoliopsida; Poales; Poaceae
Source: RefSeq, a predicted model, not a curated record
CCACUUUCAUAAUAGCAAGCAGCUCAUCAACCUAGGUUAGCUACUUCUUGUUGCAUUGAAUCAUCCAUCAUCAAAUCAUUGGGAUAUAUAUUCCACGAUGGCCAAGGUAAUCACACUAAUCCUUGUCGUUAUUACAGUGUCAACCAUGCUAGCCUCACCUGUGGAAUGCACCAAGAUUCCUGGUGCCUUUCCUAUUGGAAUGUCUCCAUACAACUUUACGACAAUGAUAGAUAUCUUCAAAGUGGCCAUGUUAGUGCCAACGGAGGAUUGCACCUCCAAUGUUGAGAUGUGCAUAAGUGAGACAUGCUCCUACAUCAGAAAAGCCCUCGAUGGUGUUGUUGAUGCUGCCCCACCAGCAAAACAGGCGGAAACUAAGGAGGCCACGGCCAAGAUGGCUGGGAUUGCUGCUACUAUGCUCGACACAGCCAUGGCUUCAGGAGAAAAGAGACAAGUUGCCGCAGUUUCCAUUGCCUUCAUGCUUGCUGCUGAUGCGAUUGACGCAUCCGCACCUGCUGACAAGUUUAGAGUAAUGGAUGAAACAUUCAAAGCAGCCGCUUCUCCUAUCGCUUGAGCAAGCAACACCUCGUCUUAUCCAUCCAUCAAUAAAAUUAGCAUAUGCUACCACAACCACCACCAGAUGUACUGAGUGGCAUCACGAUACUUCAUGUAAUAGCCGGGUUUUUCCCUAUAGUCUUAGUCAUGCUAAUGACUUGGUCACACUGGCUCGAAGCGGCGUUGAUCGAGCCAUAUGGCUAGAUAAGACCUACUGAUAUGUUGAAUUUUCUCUUUUGCUUUGUAUAGCAAUUUAUGAAUGGAAUAUUUAAUGGCCAAUAUUAAGUCA